AAGUGACUCUGGAGCGCCACCGCCAGCUUUGCACGGAGAAACGCGCCCUCAGAUUUGAGCGCCCGGUCGGGUCGCGCACGCGGUGCCCGGGUGGUGCUUCCACGCGUGUGUGCAAAGCGACAUGUCGCACCCGUCCCCACAAGCUAAGCCCUCCAACCCGAGCAACCCCCAGGUCUUCUUUGACGUGGACGUCGGCGGGGAGCGAGUUGGUCGAAUUGUUUUAGAAUUGUUUGCAGAUAUUGUACCCAAAACUGCAGAAAAUUUCCGUGCAUUAUGUACAGGAGAAAAAGGCAUUGGACCCACAACUGGGAAACCUCUUCAUUUCAAAGGAUGUCCUUUCCAUCGAAUUAUUAAGAAAUUUAUGAUUCAGGGUGGAGACUUCUCAAAUCAGAAUGGAACAGGUGGAGAAAGUAUUUAUGGUGAAAAAUUUGAAGAUGAAAACUUUCACUAUAAGCAUGAUCGCGAGGGUUUAUUGAGCAUGGCAAAUGCAGGCCAUAACACGAAUGGUUCUCAGUUCUUCAUCACAACAGUUCCAACCCCUCAUCUAGAUGGGAAACAUGUGGUGUUUGGUCAAGUGGUUAAAGGAAUAGGUGUGGCGAGGAUACUGGAAAAUGUAGAAGUAAAUGGUGAAAAACCUGCCAAAUCGUGCAUUAUUGCAGAAUGUGGGGAACUGAAAGAAGGUGACGACUGGGGACUAUUCCCGAAAGAUGGCUCUGGUGACAGUCAUCCAGAUUUCCCUGAAGACGCAGAUGUGGAUUUCAGAGAUGUAGAUAAAAUUUUAUUAAUAACAGAAGACUUGAAAAACAUUGGAAAUACUUUUUUCAAGUCUCAGAACUGGGAGAUGGCCAUUAAAAAAUACACAAAGGUUUUAAGGUAUGUGGCUAGCGCAAAGGCUGUCACUGAAGAAGCAGACAGCUCCAGGCUGCAGCCUGUGGCCUUGAGCUGUGUGCUCAAUAUUGGUGCGUGUAAACUGAAGAUGGCAGAUUGGCAGGGAGCAGUUGACAGUUGUUUGGAGGCUCUUGAAAUAGAUCCAUCAAAUACCAAAGCACUGUAUCGCAAAGCUCAAGGAUGGCAAGGAUUAAAAGAAUAUGAGCAAGCUUUGAAUGAUCUUAAGAAAGCUCAAGAGAUAGCGCCAGAAGAUAAAGCUAUCCAGGCAGAACUGCUGAAAGUCAAACAAAAGAUAAAGGCACAGAAAGAUAAAGAGAAGGCCGUAUAUGCAAAAAUGUUUGCUUAAUAUUCACUUUUGCCUGAGUAUUAUGCAUAGGUUAAGGCAGUAAGACAGUGUAAGAGUUAUGGCUGUAUCUGAUCUCUGCGUUUUUGACACUUCAAUUCCUCAUUGUUUACAGGUUAGAAAUACUUUCUCUUAAACAAUGUUACAAAAUGGCAGUGAAGUUGAUCUUUUAUAAUUGUUUUCUGCACUUUUACAGAGAGUGGUGUGCAGCCUGGUUUUAAAUUCCUAAGUCCUAACUUGUUGAGUGAAUAGGUACAAGCUUGAGUUGUGUAUGUAUAUAUUGUUUCUCAUCUGUAAUGUAUCUGGCAAGUCUGUGCUGGUGUUUAUACUUGGAGGUACUACACAGACCACCUAUCCAGGAGCUGGCACACUUUGCUGCAAAAGGCCAGACAGUGAAAUGUUUAGGUUUUGUGGACCAUCUAGUCUGUCACAACUACUUCAGCUCUGCAGUUGUAACUAGUGUAACUUCUUAGUCUUAGACCACGUGUAAGCAAUGGAUGUGGCUGUGUUUCAAUAAAACUUUAUUCAUAAUAAGUGA
Messenger RNA from Heterocephalus glaber (naked mole-rat), 1769 nucleotides. RefSeq names its product peptidylprolyl isomerase D (gene Ppid). NCBI's taxonomy places the organism in Eukaryota, Metazoa, Chordata, Mammalia, Rodentia, Bathyergidae. The record is from RefSeq and is a predicted model, not a curated record. Gene Ontology annotation, molecular function: peptidyl-prolyl cis-trans isomerase activity; protein binding; cyclosporin A binding. Gene Ontology annotation, cellular component: cytoplasm; cytosol. Gene Ontology annotation, biological process: protein peptidyl-prolyl isomerization; protein folding.